Messenger RNA from Galeopterus variegatus (Sunda flying lemur), 1473 nucleotides. Its product is annotated as solute carrier family 7 member 13-like. Gene Ontology annotation, biological process: amino acid transmembrane transport. Gene Ontology annotation, molecular function: L-amino acid transmembrane transporter activity. The transcript is spliced from 4 exons. The coding region runs from base 1 to 1473 and encodes 490 amino acids. The record is from RefSeq and is a predicted model, not a curated record. Gene Ontology annotation, cellular component: membrane. NCBI's taxonomy places the organism in Eukaryota, Metazoa, Chordata, Mammalia, Dermoptera, Cynocephalidae.
AUGAAGAAGGGGGCAAAUAUUCAGCUUCAACGAGUCAUAGGAUACUUCCAUGGAACAAUGUUUUUAUUCAGUAUCAUCAUAGGUGCAGGUAUAUUUAUGGCUCCUAAAGGGGUGUUAAAAUACUCCUCACUAAAUGUGGGGGUCUCUCUAAGUAUUUGGGCUGCUUGUGCCCUGGUGUCUAUGAUUGCAGCUCUCAGUUAUGCAGAAAUGGGGACCACCUUCCCCAGAAGUGGCGCACAGUAUUAUUUCCUCAAAAGAUCUCUCGGACCCCUUAUUGCUUUCUUCUACCUCUGGAUCGGCCUGUUUAGUACCCCAGCAGGACUUGCUGCACGUGGCUUGUUACUAGCAGGAUAUAUUGCACAGCCUUUCUAUCCUGGAUGUUCUGUUCCUGAGAUGCCAAAGAAAUGUUUAGCAUUGGCCAUUUUGUGGUGCCUAGGAAUUCUGAAUGCUCGGGGAGUGAAAGAGGUGGCUUGGUUUCAGACUGUCAGUACAGUCGUGAAAAUGACAGUUCUCUGCUUUGUAUCCGUUACUGGAAUCGUGCUGUUGGUGAGAGGAAGAAAAGAGAAUUUAGCCAGGUUUGAGAAAGCUUUCGAUGCCGAAGUGCCAGAUGCCUUGCAGAUUGCAGAAGCCUUCCUCCAAGGAUUAUAUGCGUACUCAGGCUGGGGAAUCCUUGUUCAAAUAGCAGGGGAGCUGAAAAACCCUAGUGAAAAUAUUCCCAAAUGUGUGAUUACUGCACUUACCCUUGUGGCACUGAUCUACUUAUUGGUCAACAUUUCCUACCUAGCAGUCUUGACUCCAAAGGAAAUCAUGUUCUCAGAUGCUGUUGCUGUCACCUGGGUAGACAGAGUAUUCCCUUCCAUGCAAUGGGCCAUUUCCAUUGGUGUUGCUUCCUCCAUAUUUAGCUCCCUCAAUUGUACUCUACUUGCAGCAUCAAGGGUAUUGUAUAUUGCAAGCCAGGAAGGUCAGCUACCUUUGAUCCUCUCGACUCUUAAUAGUCACUCCUGUCCAGCUGUAGCUGUGAUUCAUACACUCAUCUUUGCCUCUCUUGUAAUUAUUCCUUCAGACUUAAUCCUUUUAAUAAACUAUGUGGGAUUCACAAACUGGAUUCAACUUGGGCUAAUGAUGAUGGGUUUACUUAAACUGAGAUUCCAGGAGCCCAACCUACCCAGACCUUAUAAGGUGCGUUUGCCGUUUAUAUUUGGAAGCAUGGCCAUGUCUUUGUUCUUAGUUUUGACACCUAUGAUCAAAUCUCCUAAAAUGCACUAUUUCUAUGUUCUUCUUUUUAUUCUCAGUGGACUUUUGUUUUAUCUGCCUUUUGUUCACCUUAAUUUAGAUUCUACAUAUUUCAACAAGAUAACUUGCUUUUUACAACUGCUAUUGAAUGUUUCACCCACUGAUGACAUUAAUGAAUGUAUUUCAGCAGAAGAAACAUUACAGAAAAAUCCACCUGAAAUUGCAGCCAAAAAAGUAUAA